AUGUCCAACUUACCCUCUCCAGUGUCUGAUGACAUGGAUGACACAGUGUCGUCGACUCCCACUCCAUUCAGCCAUCUUCACCGCUCGAUGAGCCAUGGCUCGCAAUGGUCGGCGUCAGAUUCACCUCAACGUCACAACCAAGGAACCUCUUACCAGCAGUCCCCCCCUUUCCGACAAGCCCCUCCUCCCAUCCCCUCUCGCAGUUCCUCGUCGCAUUCCGUACGUCGUGAAGCUCGCAGCAGAAGCGUGAGUACCGCUGGUAAAGGUUUUCGCGAGGACGAUCAUCUCAACGAGGAAGAUGAAGAUGGUGAUAGCUCCGAGCCUACUGACAGGCGAGUUGGCAAGUCCGUCGCCGCCAAUGACGACGAGGCUGCCAAUGAUGCCGACGAGUCCGGCUCCGAUAGAGAGGAAGACCCCAUCACUCUCAAGGACCGACAGUCGCUCAUUAACGUCGAGCAUCCAUUUGGUCUCCCCAUUUGGAAGCCAGCACUGUACCAAAAAUCGCGUUCAGUCACUCGCUACGCUGACGAAGCACUGCACUCCAUCCCUUCUGCUCAGGCAGAGCGCCACCUCUUACCCGGCAACAUUUUCUGGGUUGUCGUGUUUGGUUGGUGGCUUUCUCUGACGUGCUUUGCCGUUUCCGCCCUGCUCUAUCUCAUUCCUCAAGGUGGCAAGCAGUAUUCCUCGUUAGUCUUCGGUUUGGGAUGGUAUCUUGCGUGGCCGUUCGGGAAAUACGUGGAAGGUGAAGCACUUGAUGAAGAGGCGGAGGACGACGAUGAAGAUGAGGAUGAGGAUGCAACCUCACACGAACGCCAUUGGAGUGGUGAUUCUUCGCACACAGUCAGGGCACCUGAUUCCGAUGAUCAGUCCUCCAGCACCAUCCGAGGCGUUGCUGCUGACCAUUCGACGACAGCGCAACAUGUUCAAACAAUGUCUUGGAAUUCUGUUAUCAUACCGGAAGAACACACUUCUCUCCUCCAGACGGUGUCGGAAAUGCACUCACCGCCGCCUUCCAAAUCAUAUGGAGCAACUUUAUCCACCGCUUCUUCAGAGUCAUCCAUCGGUGCGGCUAAAGAAAGUCCGAAAGGGGCCACACUUGGCAAAAUCUGCUUCUGGCUUGGAAUGAUCUCCAUCAUUGCCCCACUCAUGCUCGUCGUUUGCCUCAUCUGUUGGGGUCUCAUCGUCACUAUACCGAUGGCUAAGCUCAAUUGGGCUCUUCUCACGCACAUCUUUACUCAACCCGAUACCAUACGAUUCUGUGCGGCACCUCCUGCCGUGGUAGUUUCUGAGCAAGUAGGGCCAACCAAUGCUGAGGAUUCAGCAUCUUCCCCUGAGGCCAGUCGUACUCAGUUUUCAGUCAAGCAUCCUCGCAUUGCUCCAGGACAAGUUGCGCCGUCCGGUUCAUCCAAGGUGCUACUUUGCACUUAUCGUGCAGUCGGAUUGCAGUACUACAAGUACACUGUGGGCGGUGUCAAUAUCCUGUUUGUCAACCUCAUGCCUGUCGUGUUCUUCGUUAUCUUUGAUGGGUUGGUUUUACUUCCGAUGGUCGAAAAGCUCGAAGAGCAUCACAAACAUGUCCCCAGUUUCCUAGCCUUCAUUGCAUCGCAGGGCCUCAUCUUCAUUCUCAGUUUGCUGAGUGUCAUUCCUCUGUCGUAUUUCAUUGGUAUGGCUGUCGCGUCUAUCUCCGCACAGUCUUCCAUUGGGAUGGGUGCCGUUAUCAAUGCCACUUUCGGUUCUAUCAUCGAAAUUAUACUGUACUCUAUGGCCCUGGUCCAGAACAAAGGGCAUCUCGUCGAAGGUUCUAUCGUCGGUAGUAUUCUGGCGGGUGUGCUGUUGAUGCCUGGCAUGAGUAUGGUCAGUGCCGCAUUCAGGCGAAAGGAGCAGAAAUUCAAUGCCAAGAGCGCCGGCGUCACCAGUAUGAUGUUGAUCAUGGCCAUUAUCGGAGCAUUAGCACCCACUCUUUUCUAUCAGACCUAUGGAAAUUUCCAGUUGAUCUGCAGUGGAUGUCCAUCUGCGCCUGGACCUGGUGGUAGCAACACGCCUUGGAUUUGUGAUCACUGCUACUAUAAACAUCCAGACCCGGUCGAUGAUCCCUUCUAUCAAUCGACUGUGAAGAGCUUGAUGUACUUCUGUGCUGUCGUCUUACUCUUCUCGUAUCUUGUCGGCCUUUGGUUCUCUCUCCGUACACAUGCCAGCCAAAUCUGGCAAAAUCCCCAGCAGCUAAUGCACUCCGUGGAACUCCCCAUUCACCAGCGGCAAUCCUUGUAUCAUCGUCUUCCGUCUACUGGCACCGUAAAUCCCAAUGCACCAGGCUCUCUUCAUCGCAAGGAAAGUCACGCUCAUAGUCUUGGUAGAGAUGCAGCGUCCCCCUCGCAAGCCUCGUCUCACCCAUCCACUUCUCGCGGGCCUCCCUCUCCUGUUCUACCCCGCCGAGUCUCUUACGCCGCCGCUCCUGCUAUGCCUCCUGUACACUUUACGCCCGUCAUGGAGAGCGUGGAUCAAGCCGUGAAGACCACCGCAUUACAACCUAUGCAUCUUCCUGAAGCAAUGACAACCGAUGACUUUACUAGGGCUGUGGCUGUAGCGACAGUUAGUGCUCUACGCCAUCAGCAAGCUCAUGCUGCUCAAUCGCCGGGUCGUUUACGCGUAUCGGGCGCUGAAAACGAAUCUACAUCUGGCGGUCAUGGAGGGCAUGACGCACCGUCUUGGAGCCGCACUACUAGUGCUAGCGUUUUGCUCGCAUGUACUCUGUUGUAUGCUAUCAUCGCAGAAAUCCUUGUCGAUGUUGUCGAUGUCAUUCUGCAAGGCUCUGGGAUCGAUGAGAAGUUCCUCGGUGUAACUUUAUUUGCACUUGUCCCGAACACAACCGAAUUCAUGAACGCAAUGUCGUUUGCUCUUAAUGGCAACAUUGCCCUCAGUAUGGAGAUCGGCUCAGCGUAUGCUCUUCAAGUCUGCCUUCUACAAAUACCGGCGAUGGUUGCGUUCUCCGCUUAUUGGGCCCCUGAUAAAAUGGGCGAAGUUGCAAAGACUUUCACACUUAUUUUUCCUCGAUGGGAUGUGAUUGCCAUCAUCCUUUCGAUGUUUUUGAUGACAUAUACAUACAUCGAAGCAAAGAGUAACUACCACCGAGGAAGCAUUCUCAUUUUAAGUUAUCUCGUUCUCACUGCUGGGUUCUUCUUUGCGCCUCACGAUGGGGAGGCCGAUGAUCAGGCAGACUCCACUACCAUUCAAGAAUUUUCAUCUUUAACUGGACUUCAGUAUGCCAGAUGGUAUUUCCUAUCCUGGUUGCAUUUGUGGUUGUGA
This is a messenger RNA of Guyanagaster necrorhizus, 3303 nucleotides long. RefSeq lists its product as uncharacterized. The transcript is spliced from 7 exons. Bases 1 to 3303 code for a protein of 1100 amino acids. NCBI's taxonomy places the organism in Eukaryota, Fungi, Basidiomycota, Agaricomycetes, Agaricales, Physalacriaceae. Gene Ontology annotation, cellular component: membrane; endomembrane system. Gene Ontology annotation, biological process: intracellular calcium ion homeostasis; calcium ion transmembrane transport. The record is from RefSeq and is a predicted model, not a curated record. Gene Ontology annotation, molecular function: calcium:proton antiporter activity.